Molecule: messenger RNA, 732 nt
Organism: Mercurialis annua (annual mercury)
Lineage: Eukaryota; Viridiplantae; Streptophyta; Magnoliopsida; Malpighiales; Euphorbiaceae
Exons: 1
Coding region: 1-732 (243 amino acids)
Source: RefSeq, a predicted model, not a curated record
AUGGGAGAAUACACCGAUCCCUGCCGCGACUUUCACGAAGACGAUAACGAAGAAGAAGAAGCACUAUCUCUCUGCGACCUUCCAUUACAAUAUCCUAUAAAAACAGCUCCAGAAAUGGCAAGCAACCAUACUCGAAGAUCAUCCUCAGAACAACCCUCCGAUCAACUCUUCGAGUUCUUUAGCAACUUCAGUUCGGAGAUGUGCUCCGCCGAAGAUAUCAUCUUCUGCGGUAAGCUCAUACCGUUCCGAGACGCUUCUCCUCCACCCCAGCCAGAUAAAAGACGCAUAUCGUUUCGUAGAAGAUCGGAGUCUUUGUCGGGUUUAAACUCCACUGUUUCCCGUUCGAAUACGAUGAUGAGGAGUAGUAGAUCACUGGAUUAUCGUAAACUUGACCGGUUUUCAAGCUCUAAAACGUCGUCGGAUUCUGAGAUAUUGAUGGACAGAAACUCUUCUAGUAAAAGUACAGCAAGAACAGUGGCUAAGCCAAGAUGGUACGUAUUGAUGUUUGGAGUAGUGAAGCCACCAAAAGGAAUGGAGCUUAGAGAUAUAAAAAGCCGACAAGUACGAGGAAAUUAUUCGAACGUCAUGUUACCGCCGUCUGCGGUUGAUUCCGGCAAGAAACCUCCGGCUGGCAAGAGUUCUUCUUCCUCUUGUAAGCUGCUUAAAGUAUUGAGCUGUAGGGAUCCCGCUAGUGUUGCUGUUACGACGUCGUUCUACAUUCCACCGGCAUGA